AUGCAGCUGGUUGUGCUGGCUGUGCUGUACGCUGUGAGUGUGCUGCCUGGCACCCUGGCCCUGCAGCUUCCCCGGAAGGCAGGAGGCAUGAGUGAGCCGCCGUGGGAACAGGCUCAGGACUAUCUGAAGAGAUUUUAUCCAUCUGACUCAAAAUCAAGGGACCCCAAUAGUUUAGAAGUCGAACUCAAGCAGAUGCAAAACUUCUUUCGCCUGCCUAUAACUGGAAGAUUAAGCUCUCAUAUUAUAGAAAUCAUGCAGAAGCCCAGAUGUGGAGUGCCAGAUGUUGCAGAAUAUUCCCUAUUCCCAGAUCGCCCAAAAUGGACUUCCAAAGUAGUCACCUACAGGAUCGUGUCAUAUACUCGAGACUUACCACAUGUCAUAGUGAAUCAAUUAGUGGCAAAGGCCUUCAACGUGUGGAGCAAAGAGAUCCCACUGAGCUUCAAGAAAGUUAGUUGGGGAAUUGCUGAUAUCAUGAUUGGCUUUGCAAGAGGAGCUCACGGGGACCCCAACCCAUUUGAUGGGCCAGGAAACACACUGGCUCAUGCCUUUGCACCUGGGCCAGGCCUGGGAGGAGAUGCUCACUUUGAUGAGGAUGAACGCUGGACUGAUGGUAGCAGUAUAGGAAUUAAUUUUCUGUAUGUUGCAACUCAUGAACUUGGCCAUUCCUUGGGUCUGGAUCAUUCAUCUGAUCCUAAUGCUGUGAUGUAUCCAACUUAUGAAGAAGGCGAUUCCAAGAAUUUCAAACUUGCACAGGAUGAUAUUAAUGGAAUUCAGAAAUUAUAUGGAAAGAGAAAUGAUUCAAGAAAAAAUUAG
Molecule: messenger RNA, 813 nt
Organism: Balaenoptera acutorostrata (minke whale)
Lineage: Eukaryota; Metazoa; Chordata; Mammalia; Artiodactyla; Balaenopteridae
Gene: MMP7
Product: matrix metallopeptidase 7
Exons: 6
Coding region: 1-813 (270 amino acids)
Biological process (GO): proteolysis; extracellular matrix organization; collagen catabolic process
Cellular component (GO): extracellular matrix
Molecular function (GO): metalloendopeptidase activity; zinc ion binding
Source: RefSeq, a predicted model, not a curated record